Messenger RNA from Nestor notabilis (Kea), 153 nucleotides. Its product is annotated as vesicle-associated membrane protein-associated protein B/C-like. Gene Ontology annotation, biological process: endoplasmic reticulum membrane organization. Lineage: Eukaryota; Metazoa; Chordata; Aves; Psittaciformes; Psittacidae. Gene Ontology annotation, cellular component: plasma membrane; endoplasmic reticulum membrane. The transcript has a single exon. The annotation marks the transcript as partial. The record is from RefSeq and is a predicted model, not a curated record. Gene Ontology annotation, molecular function: FFAT motif binding.
GUCCUUUCACAGAUGUUGUCACUACAAACCUGAAACUCGGCAAUCCUACAGACAGAAAUGUGUGCUUCAAAGUUAAGACCACAGCACCACGUAGAUACUGUGUAAGGCCUAACAGUGGAAUUAUUGAUGCAGGAACAUCAAUUAAUGUUUCUG